Molecule: messenger RNA, 951 nt
Organism: Penicillium taxi
Lineage: Eukaryota; Fungi; Ascomycota; Eurotiomycetes; Eurotiales; Aspergillaceae
Product: cytochrome oxidase assembly protein SHY1
Exons: 4
Coding region: 1-951 (316 amino acids)
Biological process (GO): mitochondrial respiratory chain complex IV assembly
Cellular component (GO): membrane; mitochondrion
Source: RefSeq, a predicted model, not a curated record
AUGCGUUCACUAUUCUCCGUUCUCCAGAGGUCUUCUCCGACCUGGUCAUUGCCGGGCCGCACCGUCCGAAAGCCUAUCGCUGCAACGAAUGUCGAGUUCAUCUACGCUAGAUGUCGCAUACAGCAGCAGCGACCAUUCAGCUACUCGCGCCAAUUGAAAGACUUCAAUGUGGACCACCCGGCCACACUCGUACGAGUGGGCCAGAAGCAUGGACCCGGGCUGAUUAUUCUUGCUUCAAUUCCAAUAAUCGCAUUUGUAUUGGGGUGCUGGCAAGUCCAGCGCCUGGGUUGGAAAACUAAUCUCAUUGCCAAAUUCGAGGACCGUCUGGUCAAAGCUCCUCUUCCUCUUCCACCUCGAAUUGAUCCUGAUGCUAUUACCGAAUUUGACUACCGCCGUGUCAUUGCCACUGGCCAUUUUGAUCACGAGCAUGAGAUGCUUAUUGGACCCCGUAUGUUGGAGGGUGAGGACGGGUUCAUGGUUGUGACACCUCUCAAGCGUGAUGACGGCGAAAGCACUGUGCUCGUGAACCGGGGGUGGAUCUCUAAGAAGUUGGCAAACCAGAAAGAUCGUCCUCUGGGAUUACCUCUGGAAGAAGUCACUGUUGAGGGAUUGCUACGCGAGCCCUGGAAGAAGAAUAUGUUUACACCAGACAAUAAACCUGAGGAGGGCAAGUUUUAUUUUCCUGACAUUAAGCAAAUGGCAGAGUAUAGUGGGAGUCAGCCCGUUUGGAUUGAGGAGACUAUGGUGCCUGAUCUCCUUGUGACAUACGAUCGUACAGCCAAAGGCAUCCCGAUUGGCCGUGCUGCAGAAGUCAACUUGAAAAACAAUCACGCCCAGUACAUCUUCACGUGGUUUAGCUUGUCUCUAGCCACGUCCAUCAUGAUGUGGAUGGUCGUACGCAAGAAUCCCAACGAGGCUCUGCGCCGCGUUCGCCAGAACCGGAACUGGUAG